GCAAAUGCAUGUAAAGGCUCGAAGCCAUGUGAAAGCUUGGUAAAUAUAAACUAGUUGUGGCAGUCGUGGGUACACAUAUAGAAUUCUCGUUGCUCAAACUAUAUAUCGCAUUUCUUUUAAAUAAAUGCAAUCGAAAUCAGAGGGCAUACUAAACAAUAUGCAAUAUGUAUUAUAGUAUGUGCGUGUACAAUUUGAGCGACUGUUGUUCUUGUUGCAAGCGAUUGCGGUCAUUGAAACGUGGCACACCAGCGUCAAAGGAGACAAUACGAUGGAAGCGCUCCUUCGGACUGUAUACCAUCGUGCACUUGGCUUUGUUUUCCAUGGUUCUGGUAGCAAAUGCCUUGCCACCUGUAAUACGAGUCGGUGCAAUUUUUACGGAGGACGAACGAGAAGGUAGUGUCGAAUCGGCCUUUAAAUAUGCGAUUUAUCGCAUAAAUAAAGAAAAAAUACUUCUGCCCAAUACACAGCUGGUGUAUGAUAUCGAAUACGUGCCCCGCGAUGAUUCUUUUCGGACUACGAAGAAGGUCUGUCGGCAAUUGGAAGCUGGUGUUCAGGCCAUAUUCGGUCCAAGCGAUCCAUUGCUAGCGAGUCAUGUGCAAUCAAUUUGCGAAGCAUUCGAUAUACCUCACAUUGAAGCUCGCAUCGAUCUAGAAGUUAGUGUCAAAGAAUUCUCGAUUAACCUAUAUCCUUCUCAAAACAUCAUGAAUUUGGCCUACCGUGAUCUAAUGAUGUAUCUCAACUGGACUAAAGUCGCUAUUAUUUACGAAGAAGAUUACGGACUUUUCAAACAACAGGACCUUAUUCAUUCAUCCGCAGAGAUGAGAACCGAAAUGUAUAUAAGGCAAGCAAAUCCGGAGACUUAUCGUCAAGUUUUACGUGCAAUACGCCAAAAGGAAAUUUACAAAAUAAUAGUUGACACAAAUCCAACUAAUAUCAAAAAAUUUUUUCGAUCAAUUUUGCAGCUGCAAAUGAACGACCAUCGAUAUCAUUAUAUGUUUACCACCUUCGACUUGGAGACCUAUGAUCUGGAGGAUUUCCGAUACAACAGCGUCAAUAUAACAGCUUUUCGAUUAGUUGAUGUCGGAAGUAAGCGUUAUCAGGAUAUAAUUGAUCAGAUGCAGAAACUACAGCACAGCGGGCUAGAUUUGAUCAAUGGGGUCCCGUACAUACAGACAGAAUCUGCGCUGAUGUUUGACUCAGUUUACGCCUUUGCCCACGGACUCAAACAACUAGAUAGCAGUCACACAUUAACCUUUAAGAAUCUUUCGUGUAACUCAGACAGAGUUUGGAGUGACGGACUUUCGCUCUAUAACUACAUAAAUUCGGCAGCAGUUGAUGGGUUGACUGGGAAAGUGAACUUCAUUGAAGGGCGAAGGAACAAAUUUAAAAUCGACAUACUCAAAUUAAAGCAAGAGGUAAUACAAAAGGUGGGCUUUUGGCAGCCAGAUGUAGGCGUUAAUAUUUCCGACCCAACGGCAUUUUACGACUCCAAUAUUGCAAAUAUAACGCUGAUUGUAAUGACGAGAGAGGAACGUCCGUAUGUCAUGGUCAAGGAGGAUGCAAACAUAACGGGAAACGCUAGAUUUGAGGGCUUCUGCAUUGAUCUACUGAAGGCCAUAGCACAACAAGUUGGUUUUCAAUAUAAAAUCGAACUCGUGCCCGAUAAUAUGUAUGGGGUGUACAUACCAGAAACGAACUCUUGGAAUGGCAUCGUUCAGGAGUUAAUGGAAAGGCGCGCUGAUCUGGCCGUGGCUUCGAUGACCAUUAACUAUGCAAGAGAAAGUGUAAUUGACUUUACUAAGCCAUUUAUGAAUCUCGGCAUUGGCAUUCUAUUCAAGGUGCCAACCAGUCAACCCACACGACUGUUUUCCUUUAUGAACCCAUUGGCAAUCGAGAUAUGGUUGUAUGUGCUAGCUGCUUAUAUAUUAGUAUCAUUCGCGCUAUUUGUGAUGGCUCGAUUUUCACCAUAUGAAUGGAAAAAUCCGCAUCCAUGCUAUAGGGAUACUGAUAUCGUUGAGAAUCAAUUUUCGAUAUCAAACAGUUUUUGGUUCAUAACGGGAACGUUCUUAAGGCAAGGAUCUGGACUGAACCCGAAGAUUUCAGAUCGUGCACAAACCAAGUUUUUCUCAUUUAUGAAUCCGCUCGCUAUCGAAAUCUGGUUUUAUAUAGCAUUUGGGUACAUUCUAGUAUCCAUGUGUAUCUGGAUAGUAGCACGACUAUCGCCAAUGGAGUGGGUACGAUCGAAGCCCGCUUGCACCAUGGCCUGUGAUCAUAUGCUACGGAAAAUUCGUAAAGCGAAUAAUGCUUAUGACCAUUUCGAACUAAAAUUCAUUGAAAACCCUACCAAUAAUGGAACACAUAAAAACGAUGAUAAAAAUGAUGCUAACGAUGUCAUUGAUGUCGAUCUUGGCGAUAACUCAGAUUCUGAUGAUACUUUGGAACUAGAGACCGUACAGAAUAGUUUCACACUGAAAAAUAGCUUUUGGUUUGCAAUCGGCGCUCUUAUGCAGCAAGGGGCCGAUCUCUAUCCCAGGGCAACAUCGACACGCAUUGUUGGCGGCUGCUGGUUUUUCUUCUGUUUGAUCAUAAUCUCGUCAUACACUGCAAAUUUAGCUGCAUUUUUGACAGUCGAACGAAUGAUAACACCAAUCGAGAGUGCCGCUGAUUUGGCCGACCAAACGGAAAUUCAGUAUGGCACUUUGGAGGGCGGAUCAACAAUGACGUUCUUCAGGGACUCGAAAAUUGGGAUAUACCAAAAAAUGUGGCGAUACAUGGAAAACCGGAAGACCUCCGUAUUUGUGAAAACGUACGAGGAUGGCAUCAAGCGAGUGAUGGAGGGCAAUUAUGCUUUUCUAAUGGAGUCAACAAUGUUGGACUACGCAGUUCAGCGAGAUUGUAAUUUAACUCAAAUAGGAGGGCUGCUUGACUCGAAAGGCUAUGGCAUUGCAACGCCAAAGGGCUCCCCAUGGCGGGAUAAAAUCUCAUUAGCUAUAUUGGAACUGCAAGAGAAAGGCAUUAUUCAAAUACUCUAUGACAAAUGGUGGAAAAAUACGGGCGAUGUCUGUAACAGAGAUGAUAAAAGCAAGGAAUCGAAAGCAAAUGCAUUAGGUGUCGAAAAUAUUGAUCAACCUACUUUGAUUUUACUGAAAAUGGAUUCUGAAGUCGAGACAAGUGCAAAUGAAACCAAAAGUGAACAACCGGAAGUUGUUAUGGACGAUGCAGGUGAAAGAGUCCUGGAAAGGACCGAAGAGAGUGUUGUUGAAAAUGACCAGAAAACAACUACAACAACAACAGUCGUUGUAAUCAAAAACGAGAACGCUAAACCAGAUGAAGAACUUGAAGCAGAUCCCCAAACUGAAACAGAAAGCGAAACAACAACUACAACAGUUGGUGUAACCAAGAAGGAGAACGAAUCUGCUGAUGCUCCAGACAAGGAAAGCGCUUCGGCAACUGCAACGACAACAACAAUUGUUGUUGCCAAAAAUGAGCCGGAUCCAGCUGAUGCUUCUGAUAAGGAAAUCAAGACGUCAGCUACAACAACAACAGUUGUCGUCUCACCCAAAAAAGAAGAGGAUAUCGAAACAGAGAAGCAAAUAACCGUAUCAAAUCCCAAUGCGGAUGCCCCAAGCAGCGCCAAAGAAACAGCGAAUGAAGCUGCUGCCAAAGACGACUGUGAAUUCAGGGAAGGAGUUGUAGUAGUAGAAGAAGCAGAAGAAGAAGAGGGAGAGGCUGAAGAAGAACAAGAAGAAAGUGACGAUGAUGAAGAUGAUGACGAUGGUGAAGACUUGAAAAUCGCGACCAAGACAGAAGAAAUUAAAGAUGAAAAAGGUCAAUCCAAUAUUCCGGAACAAUCGGAAGUGGCUGCUGAAUCAACAAUAAGUCAGGAUGAGAAUGCCGUUAAAUCAAAUAAGGACAUUAAUAAUCAAAUCGAAAACAUAAUAUCUGAUAUUGACAUUAACAUUAAAGCUCAGGAGAAAAUAGCACAACUUAAGGAACAGGAACUUCAACUAAUACAAAAACAGAAAGAGUUGGCCAAUCAGAUUCAGCAGCAACAAUUGUUAGCCCAAAAAUUGAUUGCGGAAAAUCAACUGAAGGAACAGGAACUGCAACGGCAAAAGUAUGUGCAACAACAGCCACAGCCACAUCCUCAAAGUCCCCGUCAAUACACCGAGGAGAUAGAGCCCACAAUCAAGCAGGAUCGAUGCAGUACAAACAUGUUCCAACGCCAAGAAGAUUCAAAUAAAUUUCAGGAAUCGUGCAACAUAUCGAGGACAGUUGAUUUGCGAAAAAUAUUUACUCCAGCGACAGAUGCGCCACAAAUAUUGCCCAAGAACCGAAAACUAUAUGCCUCAUCAGCAUUUUAUUCGCCAACACUGCAUCCCACUGUGGAGGACCAAGUUGAGCUUGCUCGCCGAAUUUCGCAUUCAUUGAGCGAUAUAAGCAAUCAAACUUCUAAGGGUCAAACAAUGUAUGUGAAUCGAAAGAAACGCUCAGUUAAAUGGGUUCACGAAGGUUGUGGUCAAGGAGAAGAUGAAGAUAUCAUCGAAACGCGCUCUUUAAGCAAAGAAAAUGCGGAAGAUAAUUCGCUGCAGCCGGAACUAAUCAAGCUGGAUAAAAUGCCAUUAAAACUAGUCAUGAAUCCACGUGGACAAAUGCGUGACUAUAAUUCAUUAAAAGAAUCGAUCAACAUUGAAUCGGGCCUUUUAUCGCCCGACAAUUGUGCUGAGCUAAUCACUGCGUUGCAACUGCAUAAAGGUCGAGGAGCUGAGCUCUUUGCGAAACGUCGGAGAAAGGCUGACAAUUGGGUAGUCGAUGAGACAAAUGCCGGAAUUCACAGUCCAUCUGGUAUUCCAGAUUAUCAACAAUAUCAGGUCAAUAGACCGGCUGCUGCAUCACCAAGCAUCGUGCCAGCGUAUUCCGAUGCUGGCAAGCAUCGUGUCCAAUUAAAUCUGCAUCAGGAUCAACUAAUUGAGAAAUACUCAAAGCCUGGCGUUCAGGUGGUCAAAUCCCCGUGGGAGGCGGCUUUACAAACCGGUUCGGCAAGCACCGCAUUUUUGGAUCAAUCACAAUACAGAAGCCCGACACCCAUUGCCACCCAGCCAUCACCUGUGCAUUUCACUCAAGACUUUACCGAUUCACCUUUGCCGGCCUCAUAUGUCAACCAAUCGAACUAUACUCAGGAUUCGUAUAAAAGUUCGCUUGAUUCUCAAGCCAAGAGUCAGCCGAUUCAGCCCUCCAAUCCACAAAGAGAACUGGCAUAUAAGCCAAGUGUUGCUCAAGGCUGGGGAGGUCGCAACGUCGAACUACCAAGAGAGUAUUAUUAUCAAACCCAAGAACAACAGGAAUUCAUAAAUCAGAAUAUUCAGGAUCUAGGUACACAAUAUUAUUACGGCAACGAUCAGAUACUUCUUGGUCCCGAGGCUUAUGGAAUGAAUGCCCAAUUUCAUCAUCCUGAAUUUAAUUUAAAUGAUGACAUUCACAAGAGACUACUGCAGCUAGAACAAUUUCAGCAAAGCUUUAUGCAACAGCAAAUGAAACAACUAAAUCUGAAAUCAAAUUUCAAUUUGCCUCUGGGUAAAUGUAACAGAAAUAUGAGCGCACUCAAUAUAACGCCAACCAAACAUCCAGAAGUUGAAGAACCUGUGGCCGGACAAGGGAGUAGUGCUGAAGAAGUUGGUGAAUCAGUUAAUGUACGGGAAUUAAUAUUCUCAUUCGAGCAGCAAUCUCUAAGAGAACCUGACCCAAUUCAAAAAGACCAACGCGAAUUUCCAAAUGAUAAGAAACAAUCGCAGUUCCAACGUUUGAAUACGUCAAGAGAUUCAAUUAAUCAUAUAAUCGACGGAGCGACAAACAAAGGCUUGUACGUACCUAAGGAAAUAUCUUUGGCCAGCUAUGCACCUCCGCCUGUCCUGUCAACACCUAACUUCCAGAGCUCACCAAAGCCAAUCGACUAUUCCUCAAAGGCAUAUGAACCACCACCAUAUAAUAGCUUCCCCGUAGCGAAUCAAAAAUCUGGUCUUUACAAUUCAGUGCCACCCAAACAGCAGCUAUAUAAUCCAACUAGUUAUCAAAAGGUGCUAUCCGGCUCGCAGCAGUCGGGACCACAGGUCAACUUUAGUCCGUCCCCAUUGUCUUUCGAUAAGCUAUCGAAGUUUCAGGAAUCAUCGGAUCAGAGAAAUCAACGGCUUCUCAAUGUUAACAAACAGCCAGUCUAUAGAGGUGUGCAAAAUGUGUCUCCAACUCCUUUCCUGUCUGCUGGUACUGAUGGCCGUGAGGGUCGAUCGCCGAUUUCAUCGCCUACUUAUGGAUCGCAUACGUCGCAUAAUGCUGGAUCUCAAAAAAUGAUGAAUGGUGGCAAUCAAAGCUUUAACAACUGCGCUCGGGGCUGGAACAAAGGAUCAAACAAUAUCCAGCAGAGUGCCUACUAUCCAAAAACAGUGCCAGUUGCUGCAACAGAAAGUCUGCCAUAUUCUGACUUCUGAAUAUAUCGAUCUAAUUAAAUUUUGAUUUCCGAUUUCGAUUUACGACAUGCUCAACUGAUUGUUAGCGCAUAUAUACGAGAUUAAUAUUUCUGUUCAUUAUUGGUUGAUUGAUUGCGUUUGUUUUUUAGCGUCUAUUAAGCGAUAAUAUAUAAUUAUGAAAAACAUUAAACUUUUCAAUUAAACGUUUAAAAAAUUAA
Drosophila mojavensis is the source of this 6679-nucleotide messenger RNA. Its product is annotated as glutamate receptor ionotropic, kainate 2. Bases 165 to 6482 code for a protein of 2105 amino acids. Gene Ontology annotation, cellular component: Z disc; actin cytoskeleton; nucleus. Gene Ontology annotation, biological process: monoatomic ion transport; positive regulation of actin filament bundle assembly. The transcript is spliced from 25 exons. The record is from RefSeq and is a predicted model, not a curated record. Gene Ontology annotation, molecular function: actin binding; glutamate-gated receptor activity. Lineage: Eukaryota; Metazoa; Arthropoda; Insecta; Diptera; Drosophilidae.